GGAAGAGUGCGCGCUGCACGAGGUCGAAUACCACAGUUUGGCUACCGUAUGCAUCGCGAAACUGAUUUCGAAUGCUGAGAUCUGGUUCUUCUACAGAGAUUUGGUCUAUCACGUCUUGAACACUUUCGUGGAGAAUCCGAGGCGCAGAAGGUUCCCCCUCAUGCUCUCGCGUAUCGCUCGAAACCUGUUGGACUUUCUUGCGGAGUUCACGCCUUCAGGAGCAAGUGAUGCGGCUCAACAAGACUCGGAAGAAAAGCCCUCAGGUGGAACAUCAGCAGCGGAAGCGAAAAAAAGGCAAUCCGAAAAUGCUAGCAUGAAGGCAUCUGGAACUGCUUCUGCAGAAAAAAAAGCAGAAGACGACGUCAAAGUAGCUGUUCAAGUGGAUGAAGAAGCUGUAGCUGAAGCGCCUUCUUCCGAUAUAGAAGAAAAGAAGUUGCAGUUGCAAGACGACUCUAUGACUUCGACAAAAAGGCUAAGGGAGAAGCCUGGCACAGCGCCACCGCUUGAGAGUAGGUUUGCUGAGGCAGUGGCUAAAGGAUCAUCGUCGAAGACUAUGAUGGGAUCGAUGUCCACUUCGGCCGCGUCACUCUCGGAAGACGACGUCGUGAGUACUGCUUCGUUUACUACAACUGCGUCUCUAUUUUCCUCAGCGACAACCGCAGCAGCUGCGCAACAGGUGUCUAGUAAGCAUUUACUCGCUGCUCCACCUGGAUUUCGUGCUGGAGGAGGACCGCCGCAACCAUACGCGGCUGGCGAGGGAAGCGACGCCUCUUCCAGUACCAAGGAAGGCAACACUAACACUAUUUUGAGAGGAACUACCUCUGGACCAGGCGGCGAUCCCUCUGGUGCGUCGGCCUUAUCUGAGAUUGUCGGAGAAAACCCCGCGGUGACGCCAAAGGUUCUGACCACCGCAGUUGUGCCCGACCAAGUGAUCUCGAAUGAGGACGAUUUACAAGCGCUGUCUGACAGGGAACGCAUUUGCCUCGAAUUAAAGGUAGACUUUUUUGUAAUUAUGUCCUGGCUUAUCCGCCACGUGGACAAAAAUCCUGAGGCGGGUGCAAUCGGUGGACUCGGCGACAUCGCGGAUUACCUACGUAAAGUUCCGAAAGCCGUCCGGGAUGCUGUCUUGCAUUGCGGAUUCCGCAUUGAGAAGGACGUCAUCGGUGUCCUGGCUCGGGAGGACGCGCAGUUUCUGGCAGGAAACAGCAGCAUCGACCCUAUCCGACAGCAUUACAAAUCCAAUGUUGUGCGCACAUGUUUGAUCAAAGCCGGUCAUUCCGUCGCACGAUCCGAACAAAAGCCUUUGCACGGCGCUGGUGUGGCUGCUGGUACUAUCCUAAGUUCGCUCGUCUUUGCUAGGUAAUUUGAAGCAUUGCAAAGUGUCUGCACCGCGAUCACGAUUUCCUCUGAAAUGAUUUAUGUCGUAAACAAAAUGUACAUGUACUGGAGCUGCGAUCAUUUUUCAAAUUUUGCUUUGGUAAUAAAUACUUCUGAAAGUGAAAUCCAACUACAUGUACUUCCACCAAGGUGUGGACGUAAAGCCGCUGGCCCCUCAAUUGAAUAA
Amoebophrya sp. A25 is the source of this 1564-nucleotide messenger RNA. The record is from the annotation of a GenBank genome assembly. NCBI's taxonomy places the organism in Eukaryota, Dinophyceae, Syndiniales, Amoebophryaceae.